UACGCACAGGUGGGAUAGAUGCAACUAAUUAGGCUUCCGGUUUACCUGUGUUCCUGUCGUGUGUGCUGGAGACUAAUGGAGACCUGCUUCACAUCACUAAGGAGCAGUGGUCUGCUGUGAAGUGCCCGGGGAGCAACUUGGGGUUCAGUGUCUUGCUCAAGGACACUUCGACAUGCAGACAGCAGGAACUCGGGAUCGAACGAGGACGCUCUACCCACUAAGCUACAGCCACCCCCUUACAUAGAUUAUGAAUGAUGUAAUCAAGAAGGUAAAGAAGAAGGGAGAAUGGAAGGCGCUGAUCGUGGACCAGCUGAGCAUGAGGAUGUUGUCGUCCUGCUGCAAGAUGACAGACAUCAUGACAGAGGGCAUCACCAUCGUGGAGGACAUCAUGAAGCGACGAGAGCCUCUUCCCAGCCUGGAGGCCAUUUACCUGAUUACACCCACAGAGAAGUCUGUCCACACCCUCAUCGCAGACUUCAAAGACCCUCAUUCAGCUAAAUACAAGGCAGCCCAUGUUUUCUUCACUGACUCCUGCCCUGAUCCUCUCUUCAACGAGCUGGUGAAGAGCCGCGCUUCCAAAACCUGCAAGACUCUGACAGAGAUCAACAUCGCCUUCUUGCCCUACGAGUCUCAGGUGUACUCUCUGGACAAUCCAGAUGCCUUCCACAGUUUCUACAGCCCCCAUAAGACCCAGCUCAAGAACCCGGUGAUGGAGAGGCUGGCUGAGCAGCUGGCCACGCUCUGUGCCACCCUGAAGGAGUACCCUGCUGUCAGAUACCGAGGCGAGUACAAGGACAACGCCACCCUGGCCCAGCUGGUUCAGGACAAACUGGAUGCCUACAAGGCUGAUGACCCCACUAUGGGAGAGGGCCCAGAUAAGGCUCGCUCACAGCUGAUCAUCCUGGACAGGGCGUUUGACCCCGUCUCUCCUGUCCUGCAUGAGCUCACCUUCCAGGCCAUGGGCUACGACCUGCUGCCCAUCGAAAACGACGUCUACAAGUAUGAGACCAGUGGCAUCGGAGACUCUCGCGAGAAGGAGGUUCUGCUGCAUGAAGACGAUGACCUGUGGGUGAGCCUGAGACACAAACACAUAGCUGAGGUGUCCCAGGAAGUGACACGACAGCUGAAGGAAUUUUCUGCCAGCAAGAGGAUGAACACCGGGGAGAAGACCACAAUGAGGGAUCUGUCCCAGAUGUUGAAGAAGAUGCCUCAGUACCAGAAGGAGCUCAGCAAGUACUCUACUCAUCUGCAACUGGCUGAGGACUGCAUGAAGCAUUACCAGGGAACAGUGGACAAGCUGUGCCGUGUGGAACAGGAUCUGGCUAUGGGCACAGACGCUGAGGGAGAGAAGAUCAAAGACCCCAUGAGGGCCAUCGUACCCAUCCUGCUGGAUGCCAACGUCACCACGUACGACAAGAUCCGCAUCAUCUUGCUCUACAUUUUCCUCAAGAACGGCAUUACGGAGGAGAACCUGAACAAGCUGAUCCAACACGCUCAGAUCCCCCCAGAGGACAGUGAGAUCAUCACCAACAUGGCUAACCUGGGUGUCCCCAUCGUCACAGAUUCCACCCUCCGCCGAGGAAAGAAGCUGGACAGGAAGGAGCGUGUGAGCGAGCAGACCUAUCAGCUGUCCCGCUGGACACCACUGGUCAAGGACAUCAUGGAGGAUGCUAUUGAAGAUAAGCUGGACACCAAGCACUACCCCUACAUCUCCACCCGCUCCUCUGCCUCCUUCAGCACCACUGCAGUCAGUGCUCGGUACGGCCACUGGCACAAGAAUAAGACACCUGGAGAGUACCGCACCGGGCCACGUGUCAUGGUCUUCAUCAUCGGCGGCGCGUCCUUCAGCGAGAUGCGCUGCGCCUAUGAGGUCACACAGGCCAAUGGGAAGUGGGAGGCCGUCAUUGGUUCCACCCACAUGCUCACCCCCACCAAAUUCUUAUCGGACCUUCAGCACCCCGACUUCCGAGAGUCCACUAGGGUGUCCUUUGAGGAAGCAGAACCCACAGCCGAGUGAGGCAGAGACAGAUUGGGAGGGAGGGAGAGAGAAAUCACACUGAAAAAAGAUCGACUCACAUCUUCACCCCCACCAGCCUGCUGGAGCAGCUCAAGGCCAUGAACAAACCAGAUGAGGAAGUCACAAGCUAAGAUCCUCUAAAUACGUCUCUCUCCUCUUUACCUUUCCCCCCUUCUACCCAUCUUACCGCUGUAUCCUUCCCUCCCACAAAAAACCCUACAUUAAUUGUGUAUGCAUCUUGCUUGAGAAGAAAAAGACAUCUUAGAUGAUGAAAAAAAUAUAUGUUGUAUAAAAAUUGUUGCAAGUAUUCUCAUGUUUUACAAUGGAUGCAACUAAAUGAGCUUAUUUAAAAAAAAGGUUUAAAUAUCACAACAGAUGGCCAUUUAAAACUGAAAGUACCAAAAUGUAAUAUUGUAUGCUAUGAAACCUGUGCAAAAGGUAAAGACAUUUUCUCGUUUGUUCCUUUGGGUUUCCUCCUUGGUGUGAGUUUUAUUGAAAGCGGGUCGAGGAGGGAUGUGCCGUUUGAGAGGUUGAUGUUGUAAAAUAUAUCAGUCAACAUGCAAUAUAUAUAUAAUAUAUUUGUCAGAGAGGAGCCCUCCCCCACCCCCAUCCCUUGCCCAUUUGAGAUGUUCGUACACAGUAGCAUGCUUGGACUUGUGUGGACUGUUAAUGUGUUUGUAUCCAGUGUGGAUGUUCUGGGAGCUGCAGAGUUAGCAAUUGAAUACUACAAUGAAAACCUUUGUUUUGAGUAUCAAAGUAUAAAUACAUGUUUUGAAACUUUUCAAACCACUCCUGAAGCAUUACCCCACUACCAUACGGUCCAUCUGUAAACUCAGUUCAUUAGGUAGAACUAUGAAAAAAUGUAAAUCUGAUGCAUUAUACUCUGAUGUGUUUUUAAUAUUUAGUCUACUGAUACUCAAAACAUACAUUUUCGUUAAAGUAUUUGUGUCAAAAUGCUUGGUUGAGCAGACGUUGGAAAGAGAGCGAGCUCUGUAAAAAGCCAGAAUCAUCCCUCCUCCGGCUGCCGAGACUGUAAAGUAUUUACUUGCCACAACCUUUUCCUUUCUCCGGAGAAACUUCACGUUUUAAUGUCGAAAAGGCCGUUGCUUGCUGAUAUUUAAUGAAUAAUCUUAAAAAGGGCCAGUUGUAUUUCAGUAUUGUAUCCUGUCAGAUUAAGUCUUAUCAUUGGUUAGUAAUGAUGUUUAAUUGGGCCAUGCACUGAGUAGUGUUGUGUAUGUGCCAUAUGUUGCCGUUUUAGCGUCUCACUGUUGACUGGUAAUAUUUCUGACUGUGAAGUAGUGAUACUUUUCCUUUAAAAAAUGUCAAUGUGAAGCCGCCGUGUUUGUGAUGUUUUAGCUCUAGCUGUUAGUGGUCAACCCGGGAAAAAAGAACUAAUAUCUAUAUUUUUUUUGUCUGUUUCCUCCUCUGGUGCAAUGUAAAACCCUCCAAUGGUGAAUGGCUUUGCAAAAAAAACAACCUUAAAUCCACCCUUUUCACUUUUAUUUCCUCCCUCCCUUCCCUCCUUCCUGGCCAAACAAGUUGUAUAUUGCACUAUAAUGCGUUUUCUGUGAUGCAAACGCUUGACUUUGUGUUCACUUUUUUUCUAUUAUAAUUUGCUGUUGUAUAGGGUUUACUCAAUUGAUUUAUAUCAAAUUUAUUUAUCAGAGAAAAAAAUAAUAGUGAUGCAAUAGUCUGUCCUAAAACUGUUUAACUUAUUGGGAUUGUAUGUUUGCGAGUGUUGAAGCACAAACAAUACUUCCAUGUGUACCUAAUAUGUACUAAGGCUGUCUAAUAAAUUGGCUUCCAUUACAUUAAAA
This is a messenger RNA of Sebastes umbrosus (honeycomb rockfish), 3834 nucleotides long. It is a transcript of the gene stxbp1a, whose product is annotated as syntaxin binding protein 1a. Gene Ontology annotation, cellular component: secretory granule; plasma membrane. Lineage: Eukaryota; Metazoa; Chordata; Actinopteri; Perciformes; Sebastidae. The transcript has 21 exons. Gene Ontology annotation, molecular function: syntaxin binding. The record is from RefSeq and is a predicted model, not a curated record. Gene Ontology annotation, biological process: neurotransmitter secretion; vesicle-mediated transport; intracellular protein transport. The coding region runs from base 248 to 2017 and encodes 589 amino acids.